AUGAGUACAUCACACAGACCACAAUUAGAGGCAAGGAGUGGUGCUAAGGCUGCUGGUUAUUCAUCGACAUCCAUUGAACAUGCUAGAUUACAACCAGGACACAAGUCUCUAAAAUAUAGAGAUCACAUUAGAGACAGCAUACAGUCAAGCUCAAAUAAGGAGAGUGACAGUACAAUUACAGUGACAAAUAGUUCGCUGAAUCCAAAUGAAAACAGAGGGAUGGACUUAGAUACUGAAGAGGUUAACCGAGAUAAGAACAGCUCAAAAGUAAAAGACAAUAAGAAGUCACUUAAUCAAGAAUUUAAACAUUUGAAAGAUGCUCAAGUUGAGGGGGGGAAUAACUCUGGUAAUUCGCAAUCCAAACCUAAAAUUAACAAAAUUAAAAAGGGUUGGAGGUCUGGUACAACAUUUUCAAGAACAAAAAAUGAUAAAAAUAAAAAGGGAAAGGAUGAUUAUGUGAAUAACAUAACAAAAUCAACUUAUCAUCAAGAUUUUAUGAAGAAAAUCGUUGAUUAG
Molecule: messenger RNA, 516 nt
Organism: Maudiozyma barnettii
Lineage: Eukaryota; Fungi; Ascomycota; Saccharomycetes; Saccharomycetales; Saccharomycetaceae
Gene: CWC15
Product: U2-type spliceosomal complex subunit CWC15
Exons: 1
Coding region: 1-516 (171 amino acids)
Source: RefSeq, a predicted model, not a curated record